Cyprinus carpio (common carp) is the source of this 1035-nucleotide messenger RNA. Its product is annotated as 60S ribosomal protein L7-like 1. The transcript is spliced from 5 exons. The record is from RefSeq and is a predicted model, not a curated record. NCBI's taxonomy places the organism in Eukaryota, Metazoa, Chordata, Actinopteri, Cypriniformes, Cyprinidae. Gene Ontology annotation, molecular function: structural constituent of ribosome; RNA binding. Gene Ontology annotation, cellular component: cytosolic large ribosomal subunit. Gene Ontology annotation, biological process: maturation of LSU-rRNA from tricistronic rRNA transcript (SSU-rRNA, 5.8S rRNA, LSU-rRNA). Bases 85 to 822 code for a protein of 245 amino acids.
UACUUGAGGUUAGUGCCCAGUUUUAAGCAUGUCUGUCCUUUUUAUUUUGUACAUUUAGAAUAAAUUCUUAAUAAAAAUGUGUGCAUGUUCAGAACCGAGAAAGUAACCAAGCUUGUUCCUGAGAAUCUUCUCAAGAAACGCAAGGCAUACCAGACUAUCAAAGCUACUCAAGCCAAACUUGCGUUAAAGCAGAAGAGAAAAGUCCAAAAAGGAAUUCCCUUGAAGUUUAAGCGCAUGGAGGAGUUUUUUAAAAACAGCAAGAGGAAGAAUCGAGAUGAGAAACGACUUGCCAGACUCAAACAUAGACCUCCGCUGCCCAUGCCCCCAGCAAAGAACAGCCUGGCGUUUGCUGUCCGCAUCAGAGAGAUCAAAGGCGUGAGCCCCAAAGUGAUGAAGGCCAUUCAGAUGCUGAGGCUGAGGAAGAUCUUUAGUGGCACCUUUGUGAAAGUCAGCAAGGCUUCUAUAAAAAUGCUUAAGACAGUGGAACCUUAUGUUGCAUGGGGGUAUCCCAACUUGAAAUCAGUCCGUGAGCUCAUAUUGAAAAGAGGAAUGGCGAGGACUGACAAGAGAAGGAUUCCUCUGACUGACAAUACACUCAUAGAGCAGCAUCUCGGACAAUAUGGGAUCAUAUGUUUGGAGGACCUUAUUCAUGAGAUCUGUUCUGCUGGAAAGCACUUCAAGGUGGUAAAUAACUUCCUGUGCCCGUUUCAUUUCUCAGUACCAAGACAUGCUGCUAAAGACAAAGUUGGACUGCUGAAAGAUGUUGGUGAUCCUGGACCCAGAGCUGAAGACAUAAACAUAAUCAUCAGGAAACUCAACUGAGCUAACAGACUUUCCGAAAACAGUUCUGGUGCGACACGUGACCAAGCGCUGUGAGCAGCCUUCCGCCAGUGUUCUGACAAACAUAACUGUGCACGUCAUUUUGUCUGACUGUACAUGCACCGGUGUUCUAAAAUAUUUUAUUUAUAUGUUUUAUUAAUACAUAUUGACUUUCACCGAAUAGUGAUCAGCGGGACCCCUGUGGAGAGGGUGAGC